AUUUCGUGGGUGAUUGUUCCUGUCUCUGUGUAGUGUUCACCAGAUAGGCUGUAAUUAGGUUUUGUAUUUAUUAGUUAUUUCAUCAUGUAUCGUCAUUUGUUUCAUUAAAGUCAUGACAAAGUCGACAAACGAAGAACGCCGUUACACAGGUGGGUGAUUGACUGUACAGGCAGUGAAUGCUAGAUGCCCCUGUCACUGACCCUACGCUGUCAACAGCAGAAGAGCAGAUAACUACAUCUAUCUGGCCAUUGUUAAGUUGACAGGACCAUCCUGGAUUGUGUACCACAGUGGAAUUACCAUACUAUUGGUCAGCAGACGAAUAAUGGACAUGUACAAGGAUUCCUCAUCUAUGGAUUUCAAUGGAGUGAUUUUUGUCUGACCAAAACAUUUUCUAUAGAAGGCCAAGGCUUUCCCUACAAAAUAUAAGGAGCUAGUAUUGUGGUCACAUUUGAACUGAGAUGUUGUUUUCCAACGGCUUGAAGUGGAGCCUGUAAUUGUGAUGAAGACACGGCCUGUUUCUGUUCAUCAGAGGAACCCAGUGUUCAUCCUGUUAUAGCCAAGAAAUCUCCAGGGGAGAAAUUAUUCUCAGACAUCCCUUGGAAAUCUGAAUUUUCAACAAGGGGCUUCUCUGUUUUUCCCUUCCCUCCGCUUCCCUGAAAAUUUCAUUUUUGUCUACCACUACACCAUGUAUCUAUCGAUGCAGAAGAACUUCAGGGCAUUUACUGUGUUCGCCUUUAUUGUAACUUUCACCAUGUUCCUCUUCGGUUUCACGUUGAGAGAUCCCUCUCUGUACUUCUUCAAAUACACCAUACACAAGUCGGACAGCUUCUUCUCUAAUGGCCAGUGUGGCUGUCGACAGUGUAUGACAGAGCUGGAAGACGACCCCUGGUUCACUGAGCGGUUCAACCUGUCAGUCCACCCUCUGCUGUCUAGGAGGAACAGCCUGCUGACUAAUGACACAUACCGCUGGUGGCAGCGCUUGCAGUAUCAUAAGGACCCGGCUGACUUCAGCGAGGUGGUGGAGAAGUUGUUCCAGGUCAUCCCUGAUAAUGAUAACCUCUACAAGGACGCGGGGCCUGAGCGCUGUAGGACCUGUGCUGUGGUGGGGAAUUCUGGGAACCUCAAGGGCUCCCGCUACGGACCCCUCAUCGACUCCAGUGAUGUCAUCAUCAGAAUGAACAUGGCUCCAACCUCUGGCUUUGAGGAGGAUGUUGGGAGCCGGACUACACAUCACGUCAUGUACCCAGAGAGCGCUAUAGAUCUGGACAACACCACAUUUCUUCUGCUCAUCCCCUUCAAGACUCUGGACCUGCAAUGGAUCACCAGUGCCUUGACCACCGGCUCCAUCGAAAAAACAUACGUUCCGGUCCGGUCCAGGAUUAAGGCAAACAAGAACAGGGUGUUGAUAUACAGCCCAGCCUUCUUUAAAUAUGUCUAUGACACAUGGCUAGAGAGUCAUGGCCGGUAUCCCUCCACUGGCUUCCUCAGCCUAUUUUUUGCCUUGCACAUCUGCGAUAAGGUGAGUGUGUAUGGGUUCGGAGCGGACCAGUAUGGGAACUGGCACCACUACUGGGAAAAGAAUUACCACGGAGGCGAAUUCCGCAAAACCGGGGUGCAUGAUGCGGACCAUGAGAACAACGUCACCCUGCUUCUGGCUGAUAAACACAAAAUUGAUAUUUUCAAAGGCUUCUGAUAUCUGGAAAUGUCAUUGGCCUGAGACCAUCAAGCCUCAUCAGCCUAAAUCCUGUUGACUCAGGGAUUACCCACUGGGGAUAAACUGGUUGAAAUAACAUUGUUGCACGUCCAAUUUUUCAGUUUUUGAUUU
Molecule: messenger RNA, 1825 nt
Organism: Oncorhynchus keta (chum salmon)
Lineage: Eukaryota; Metazoa; Chordata; Actinopteri; Salmoniformes; Salmonidae
Product: CMP-N-acetylneuraminate-beta-galactosamide-alpha-2,3-sialyltransferase 1-like
Exons: 7
Coding region: 686-1693 (335 amino acids)
Molecular function (GO): beta-galactoside (CMP) alpha-2,3-sialyltransferase activity
Source: RefSeq, a predicted model, not a curated record